CGAAAAGGUUUCAACUUCGCAGCUGGGGCAUCAUUAGUUGAUCGAUUCCUUAUCGCGGCUAUGUCAACGUCUGGCGUUCAUAGCAAUGAACCCCUGAAUAUACUUCCAACGGAGGCUGCAAAGGAAUUAAGAGAGUUCGCUGAAAAACGGUGUCUUCACUUAGCUAAAGAGCUAAAAAGACGCAGACCUAGAUUAGACGAACCAGAUGGAACGAGCGAAGCUAAACAUCACUACAACUCCUUCAAGGAAAAAUGCGCAGGGUUUCUAUCAGAACCAACUUGUAAAGAUAUCAAGUCGAUGCUCAAGUGUGCCGGAUCCUAUUCAGCAAAGAUGAAGAAAGGAGAGCAAUUCCGAAUGCCUUGGAAUCGCCAAAAAUAUAACACCGAAGUUGAGAGUGAUAAGCAAAGAAUGGAAAACUAUUGCCAGGAUGUCAUCGGUAAACGAGAGAUAACAGUAAAUUUAGCGAAUAACAUUAAAAAGGUGGGACUAUCAGCUGCCUGGUUGGCCGCGUACUCAGUUUUUGGCUCUGAAGACGAGAAAAUGCGGAUAAUCGCUCAACUGGAAGCGGAUUUUGAAAGAAUACAUGGUUACGUCAAACUGGUCAAAAUGAACUUCUUCAGGAACGAGGGGAGCAUCUUAUCACAACGGUCAAUGGUCAUUUCUGAAGGGGAAUUUAAAAACGACGGUGAUUUAGAGCAAACAAUGACGUUCUCAUUUUCAGUAACUGAAAGAGAAACAAGAUCCGCUACUCACACUGUCAACUUCAGUUAUGGCAUCGGGGCGGAUUUUAGUGCCGGCUUCCCGGGUGUAGCCGAGAUUAAUUGUCAACUCUUUUUUGACUUCUCAGACAACCAUUCUUUUCAACAAUGUAUAAGCAGAGCCAUAACGAAAUCGUACGAAUUCCCUGUGACCGUUCCUGCCCAUCAUACAUAUAUUGCUAAAGCGAUGGUACAGGAAGCUGAAAUGGAGGUUCCUUACGAGCUAGUGUUCGACUUUGGUGGCCAACGCAGAUCAAUAAGGGGCGUUUGGAAAGGAGUCGCUUGCUACAAUGUUAACUAUUCCAUUUCGCCCGCCACUGAACCUCCACCACCGCCUGCUCCACCUCCG
Messenger RNA from Porites evermanni, 1107 nucleotides. The record is from the annotation of a GenBank genome assembly. Lineage: Eukaryota; Metazoa; Cnidaria; Anthozoa; Scleractinia; Poritidae.